Molecule: messenger RNA, 1449 nt
Organism: Dovyalis caffra
Lineage: Eukaryota; Viridiplantae; Streptophyta; Magnoliopsida; Malpighiales; Salicaceae
Source: the annotation of a GenBank genome assembly
AUGUAUACUGCAAAACCCUACCGGAGCUCCGUUUCUAUUUUCUCGAUUCUUCUCUUCUUCAAAUUUUCAUUAUUUACCUCAUCUGCCCUUGCACAUGAACUCUCUCUAGUUGUUGGUGAGAGUAGUAAAGUGCAAAUUUCUCCUAGCGUGGAAGUUUUGAACUCUCCGGGUACUAAGCUGGGGACUUGGGUGCUUUGCGCAAGAGUUGAUAUCCAUGGGUUGCCGAGGCUUAAAAACUUGAACAAGUUCUCUCAUUCUUUGAAGCUCAAACUUUCACGUUCUAAUUCCACUUUUCGCAGACCAAAUGUUGAGGUUUGUUUUUACAGGAAUGCGUCUUGUGCAAUAGGGAUGUGUCCACAGGGUAAGUGGGAGAAGGUUGAUAAGGGUGGUUCAUGGGUUCGAGCCAUGUCACCUUUUGACCACAAGUUGUUAGAUGUAAGGAUGUUUGGUUCAUCCUCCGAAAGCUUUGAACUGUCAAUUGAAGAAGAGUUCUUCUUAUAUCGUGUGAUAUUCUUAAUCUUGGGGGUUGUUAUGCUGAGCGUUGCAUCCUCUUUGAGCAAGUCUUUGGUAUUUUAUUACAGCAGUGCCAUGACAAUUGGAAUCAUGCUUGUAAUACUCGUGGUCCUUUUUCAGGGAAUGAAGCUUCUGCCAACAGGUCGAAAGAGCUCGCUGGCAAUUUUCAUAUACUCAUCCCUUGUUGGUUUGGGAACUUUUCUCCUUCGCUACUUGCCAGGAUUGUUGUAUUCAAUACUCAUGGAGAUGGGAAUAAGCGAAGACAUGUAUUAUCCUGUAUCAUGGAUGGGUUUCUGGGCUGUCCGCAAUUUUAUCUUGACAGAAGAUGGAUCAGUUGAUAUAAGUACAUCUCAUUUUGUUGCCUGGUCCAUCCGUAUUUUUGCUGUUGUUUUAAUUCUUCAGAGUUCUUUGGAUCCCUUGCUGGCAGCGGAAGCUUUAAUAUCUGGAAUAAUUGUCUCGUCAAUUCUUAGGAGAAUUUUUAGAUGGAGAUUCCUGCGUCGAGUGUACAAGAAGUUGUUUAAAUUAGUCAGAAACAUAACUAGAGAAUCACUUUUUCCUGAUUUAUCACCAUUUGGAGGUUCUAUUGAUAAAUACACGGUUGAGACGCCUGAAGGCUCAAAGUUCCUUUCUCCUCGGCCCAAACGAUUCAACCUGGCUUCGUGCAAUUCUAUGCAAGGUUUAAGCAGGACAUCACCUCAUCAAUUGUCAGAUUCAGAUGUCUACCCAUCUACCUUCCAUACCACUCCUGAAAGGAGAAAAUUCUCAAAAGAUUCAUGGGAAAAAUUUACCAAAGAGUCCACGCAAAAAGCUGUUAAAGAACUCGUUUCUUCCCCUGAUUUCAGCAAAUGGGCAGCUGCUAAUGCAGAAAGAAUCACCGUGAGCCCAAAUUCCCCCAGUUCUUCAAGGCGGCAGCGUCGCAAGUGGCUCGGGUUUUGA